This is a messenger RNA of Hibiscus syriacus, 2489 nucleotides long. RefSeq names its product protein SPIRRIG-like. The transcript is spliced from 5 exons. NCBI's taxonomy places the organism in Eukaryota, Viridiplantae, Streptophyta, Magnoliopsida, Malvales, Malvaceae. Gene Ontology annotation, molecular function: protein binding. Bases 270 to 2081 code for a protein of 603 amino acids. The record is from RefSeq and is a predicted model, not a curated record.
UUGAAGCGUGAUUACCAGCUACGCCCUGUUGCUGUUGAGUUAUUCAGCAUGGAUGGAUGUAACGAUCUCCUGUUGUUUCAUAAAAGAGAGAGAGAUGAAGUAUUCAAGAAUCUGGUUGCAAUGAAUCUACCAAGGAACAGCAUGUUGGAUACAACCAUUUCAGGAUCUACAAAACAGGAAAGCAACGAGGGUGGCCGUCUCUUUAAAAUAAUGGCUAAAUCUUUCUCAAAGAGGGGCAAAAUGGAGAAAUCAGCAAUUUCCAGUAUCUCAUGCAUCUCAAUACCUUGGCAGGACGUGGAUACAGUGAUCUUACCCAAUACCCAGUCUUUCCAUGGGUUCUUGCUGACUAUGAGAGCGAGAGCCUGGACUUGUCAGAUCCCAAAACCUUCCGCAAACUUGACAAACCAAUGGGCUGUCAGACACCUGAAGGGGAGGAGGAAUUUAAGAAAAGAUAUGAGAGCUGGGAUGACCCAGAAGUCCCAAAGUUUCAUUAUGGUUCUCAUUAUUCCAUUGCUGGCAUUGUUCUGUUUUAUCUUCUUCGCUUGCCUCCAUUUAGUGUGGAAAAUCAGAAGCUACAGGGUGGUCAGUUCGAUCAUGCUGAUCGUCUUUUCAAUUGCAUAAGAGACACUUGGCUGAGUGCUGCUGGGAAGGGUAACACAUCAGAUGUGAAAGAACUGAUACCAGAAUUCUUUUACUUGCCUGAGUUUUUGGAAAAUCGUUUCAACCUUGACUUGGGGGAGAAACAGUCAGGGGAAAAGGCUGGUGAUGUUUUCUUACCUUCUUGGGCUAAAGGAAGUCCUAGGGAGUUCAUCCGGAAGCAUAGAGAAGCGCUAGAAUCUGAUUUUGUUUCAGAAAAUCUGCACCAUUGGAUAGACCUCAUUUUUGGAUAUAAACAAAGAGGAAAGGCGGCAGAAAAAGCUGUUAAUGUGUUCUACCAUUACACAUACGAGGGAAGUGUAGACAUAGACUCGGUUACAGAUCCUUCAUUGAAAGCCUCCAUUCUAGCUCAGAUCAAUCAUUUUGGACAGACUCCUAAGCAACUUUUCCUCAAACCCCAUGUGAAAAGGCGGCCUUACGGAAAGCUUCCUCCUCAUCUGCUGAAGCAUUCAACGUUUCUUGUUCCACAUGAAAUACGGAAAAGCUCUUCUUCCAUUGCUCAAAUUGUCACUUUCAAUGAGAAAAUUCUCGUCACCGUGGAAAACACUUUACUUAAACCUAGAACACAUACCAAAUAUGUUGCAUGGGGUUUUCCUGAUCGCAGUUUGAGAUUUAUGAGCUAUGACCAAGAUCGUCUCCUUUCAACACAUGAGAAUCUUCAUGGUGGAAACCAAAUUCAGUGUGCUGGUGUUAGUCAUGAUGGUCAUAUCUUGGUCACAGGCGCCGAUGAUGGUCUAGUUUCUGUCUGGAGAAUCAGUGAGGAUGGGCCCCAUGCAUUAAGACGGUUGCUGUUGGAAAAGGUGCUUUGUGGUCAUGCAGCUAAAAUCACGUCUCUUCGUGUCUGUCAACCUUAUAUGCUGAUUGUAAGUGGAUCAGAUGACUGCACGAUUAUCCUAUGGGACCUCAGCUCGUUAGUAUUUGUUAGGCAGCUUCCUGAGUUCCCAGCACCAGUUUCUGCAGUCUAUGUGAAUGAUUUAUCUGGGGAAAUUGUGACAGCCGCUGGAAUUCUGCUUGCUGUUUGGAGCAUCAAUGGGGACUGUUUAGCAGUAAUUAGUACAUCCCAACUGCCGUCUGAUUCCAUACUUUCUGUUACGAGCUGUACUUUCUCCGACUGGCAGGACACAAACUGGCAUGUAACGGGUCACCAGAGUGGGGCUAUUAAGGUUUGGCAUAUGGUUCACUGCACUGACCAAGACAAGACUGCUGGCAAGUCAAAUACCAGUGGAACGGGAGGAUUAGAUUUGGAUAAGCCUCCAGAUUACAGAUUGGUGCUAAAAAAGGUCCUGAAGUUCCAUAAGCAACCAGUUACCGCUCUUCACUUAACCAGUGACUUGAAGCAGUUGCUGAGUGGUGAUUCUGGUGGGCAUUUGUUGUCUUGGAUGUUAUCAGAUGAGAGCUUGAAAUCUUCUUUCAACCAGGGAUAAUUAUGUUAAAUCGGCAUUUGUGCGAUCUUCAGCUAUUGGAUAAUCUCCUGGUUGUGUUAGAAACCCUAAUCCGGUUCUGUGUAAAGCUUUUGUGAGAGCAAUUGAUUCUUUGUUCAUUAUAACAUUAAAAAGGAAAAGCAAGACGAGAACAGGGCUGGCCAGGUGGACAAGCUAGGAUAAGUUAUAUAGAGACGUGGUGGGGAAAAUUUCUUCCAACCUUGUAUAUUUAUGUUGAAAAUUACAAAGCAGUUGAUGUCUUGAACUCUCCACUGCGAGGGUGCGGGAUUUCAGGCGACUCUUUUGUUGUAUUUUUGACAGCAGGAGGAUAUUGACUUUGAAAAUAUCACUCUACUUGUUUUUUGCAUGUAAAUAGACGGAACUGUUCAGUGUGUAAUGAGGAUGUAUAGC